This is a messenger RNA of Acanthosepion pharaonis, 708 nucleotides long. NCBI's taxonomy places the organism in Eukaryota, Metazoa, Mollusca, Cephalopoda, Sepiida, Sepiidae. The record is from the annotation of a GenBank genome assembly.
AUGGAAGAAGCGGCAGGUUAUAAUCAACUACAAUGUUCGAUCACCUUCGUUCCGCUCGAACAUGAAUCAUAUAGGGAAAGAUCAAACGUAGAAUGUUCGAUCACCUUCUUUCUGCAACGUAAAAAUUGCCGGGGCUGUCGACCUCGGCUCACUGAGAUGAGAUUUAAUGCUUCGAAAUCCGAUCUCCCUCUCCACCAUUGCAUCCGCAAUAAAGUCUCCCUUGCCACCAUUGCAUCCACUAUAAAGUCUCCCUCUCCACCAUUGCAUCCCUAUAGUCUCCCUCUCUACCAUUGCAUCCCCUAUAAAGUCUCCCGCUCUACCAAUGCAUCCGCUAUAAAGUCUCCUUCUCCACCAUUGCAUCCUCUCCCUCUCCACCAUUGCAUCCCCUAUAAAGUCACCCUCUCCACCAUUGCAUCCGCUAUAAAGUCUCCCUCUCCACCAUUGCAUCCCUAUAAAGUCUCCCUCUCUACCAUUUCAUCCCCUAUAAAGUCUCCCUCUCCACCAUUGCAUCUCUAUAAAGUCUCCCUCUCCACCAUUGCAUCCCUUAUAAAUUCUCCCUCUCAAACAUUAAAUCUCUAUAAAGUCUCCCUUGCCACCAUUGCAUCCUCUAUAAAGUCUCCCUCUCCGCCAUUAAAUCUCUAUAAAGUCUUCCUCUCCACCAUUACAUCCCCUAUAAAGUCUCCCCCUCCACCAUUGCAUCCACUAUAA